AUUUCGUGACCGGCGCCUGUCCCCGAAUAUGUCCGCCAAGUGGAGAGCCAGUCUGCGGUAGCGACGGAGUGAUCUACGCGUCCCAGUGUGAAAUGCGAAAGAAGAUGUGUGGAAAAGGCGUGACCAUAGCUACGGAAAAGACCGCUUGCCUAAGGUCGUCCGGUAGUAAGUGCGAGCACCGAUGCCCCGGCGAUCAGGAUCCGGUAUGUGGUACCGACGGUCGCACGUAUCUCAACAAAUGCAUGCUUAGAGUCGAGAUCUGUCGAGUCGGUAUCGAACUGUCACACCUGGGCCCAUGCAACAACAUCUCCGCGCACAGGGAAAACUGUCCAGUCUCCUGCGACUUUGCACCACUCGAUGGGCCGAUCUGUGGAAGCGACGGCAAUGUCUACAAGUCUACGUGUCAAAUGAAGCUGCUCACCUGCGGACAAGGCGUCGUACGUACAAAUAAGAAGCACUGUCAAACCACGAGACAUUGUCGUGAAUCAUGCUGGCGUGGUGCUAAGCCAGCCUGUGGUAGCGACGGAAUCCUCUAUUCGAACACCUGUAAAAUGCGAGCAAAGAACUGCGGCAAACACGUGUUCGAGGUGCCGAUGUCAUACUGCGUGUCACUGGAACGGACGUCCGGUGGCCAGUCGAACGCCUGUCCCUUGGACUGCAAAAACGAGCCGGAAGUUCCAACCUGCGGAUCGGAUGGAAGCAUAUACAAGAACGAGUGUGAGAUGCAAAUGCUUAAUUGCGGACAAGCAAGAAGAAAAAUAACCGUGGUUGACUUUGAGAAAUGUCGAGCUCGUUUGACCAAGUGUAUGAAACAGCAGCAAAGAUGCGGAAAUGAGGUGGAUCCAGUUUGCGGAAGCGAUGCGAAUACGUAUCCGAAUCAGUGUCACUUGAACGUCGCAGUGUGUCUAAAGGGUAUUCAAUUGGCUCACGUCGGAGAGUGCACAACCUUGAAGGAGACCGAACAGUGCCCCGAAGAUUGUAGCGAAGUACCUGAGGAACCAGUUUGUGGAAGCGACGGCAAUGUUUAUCGGUCCCUUUGUCAUCUGCAGCGUGAGACAUGUGGUCAGAGGGUGGUUCAAGUUCCAGCACAGCAUUGUCGUACCACCGCACUUUGCAACCAGAUCUGCAGCGGAGAACGGCAGUUUGUUUGCGGUUCCGACAAUAAACUUUAUCGCAACGAGUGUGAGAUGAAGAGGGACAAUUGCGGAAAACACGUGUACGUGGUGCCUAUGAAGAGGUGCUUGCAAGGUUUCUUAUUCCGUGGUUGCCAAAAGAUCUGUUCACCUUACUACGAUCCUGUUUGCGGUACCGACGGCAUGACCUACAGCAACGAAUGUUUCUUGGAAAUCGAAAACUGCCGUAGUCGAAGCCUAGUUACGAAAAAGUACCAUGGUGUGUGUGGUCAACCGACUGAAGAACCUAAGAAUUAUUUGUAU
Messenger RNA from Heterotrigona itama, 1436 nucleotides. Lineage: Eukaryota; Metazoa; Arthropoda; Insecta; Hymenoptera; Apidae. The record is from the annotation of a GenBank genome assembly.